AAAUUGUUUUUAUCGGAACGAAGUCACAACACGUUUUUUCGUCUAGUGGGCUCAAAUUUGUUGAAUUUCUCAAAAGUGUGUAGUUUUUGGGAAAAUUCAACAAAAUGCGUAUUGAAACGUGUUACUUUUGCUCCAGCAAAAUAUACCCGGGCCAUGGAGUACAAUUCGUAAGAAACGAUUGCAAGAUCUUUAAAUUCUGCCGUGGAAAGUGUCACAAGGCCUUCAAGCGCAAGAAGAAUCCACGUAAGGUACGCUGGACCAAGGCACAUCGGAAGGCCUCUGGCAAGGAGUUGUCCAUCGACCCCAGCUUUGAAUUUGAGAAGCGUCGCAAUGUGCCUGUCAAAUAUAACCGUGAAAUGUGGCAGAAGACUCUGGACGCCAUCAAAAAGGUUACCGAAAUCAAAGAGCGCCGCCAGGGACAAUUUGUUAUGGAACGUUUGCGCAAGGGUCGGGAGGUUGAAAUCCAAAUGGAUGUCAAGGAUGUACAGCGCAACAUUUCUCUCAUUCGUUCUCCAGCUGCAGGUCUAAAAGAAAGACGAGCCAAGGAGGAGGCAGAAGAGGCCGCUCUAAUGGAGCAAGAUUUGCCGGAAGAGGAGAUUACCUACGUCGACGCCCGCGAAUUGGAGAAGAAGUUAGAGGAAGGUGUCAUGGAUGAGGACAUGGAAAUGAUGAAAGUCUAAUUUGACCAUUGUCACACCUGCUGGCAUAUAUUUUUAAGUUAUGUUUAAGUAGUGCUUAAAUAUCUUUUUCAUUAUAGAAACAUUUUACAUGUUUAAAUAAGAAAUGAUUGUGAUUUGAGAGAAA
Molecule: messenger RNA, 804 nt
Organism: Stomoxys calcitrans (stable fly)
Lineage: Eukaryota; Metazoa; Arthropoda; Insecta; Diptera; Muscidae
Gene: RpL24-like
Product: probable ribosome biogenesis protein RLP24
Exons: 2
Coding region: 105-680 (191 amino acids)
Biological process (GO): ribosomal large subunit biogenesis
Cellular component (GO): nucleolus
Source: RefSeq, a predicted model, not a curated record